CUGAAGCGCCGCUCUUUUUUCUCCCCUUCGUUCCUGUUCUUUUGCUUUUUUUUCUUUACAUUUUCAAUUCGUAUAUUAUUAUCUGAUACUUUGUAUUUGCAUGGAUAUAUCCCAACUCUGCAGUGACCUUGGUGAAGAAGUAGAAGGUUUCCCGUCUCCUCAGUCUACACACAAUGCUUACAACAACAACAACAACAGCAACAACAGUUUUCGAAAAGUAACCUCCAUUGCGUCCAUCACUGAAUCCAUUUCUGCUGUUCCGCCAUCCAUACCCGAUCAAUACGACAGUUUGCCAUCAGAUGUACAAUUACCGAAACUUAGAUACCCACAAAGCAACAACAGCAACAGUAACAACAAUAGUACGUCUUGCAAUAGUAGUAACAAUAUCUACGAACCACACACCACUCUUGUAAAUAGCUUAUCGAUCCAUGACAAUACAAAACGACCUUCAAAUUCCAUACCAUCUGUCUCCGAUAGCCACAGCAGUAGCAACAUCCACAGUGCGCUUAGCAGUAAUAGCAGCAGCAACAGUAAUCUUUCAAACAAUAAUCAUAUAAAUAGCAACCACAACAACAGCCAUCAUCACAACACUAUCCAGAACAGCAGCAGUAAUAGUUGCAGUAGCAUAAGUACGAUCCAUAAUGAUACGGAUGACAACACUAUCAAAAUGACGACGCCACAACAACUCCAGCAACAGCGACACCGACGAUCCUCAGCACACCAUCACCGUUCUCCUCUUUCUCCAUCUUCUUCAAAUGUCAAUGUCGCAGAUAUCAUACAUCAAUGCUCAGCACUUUGCGAUCAUCUGGAACGUUGCAAAGAGCAAUCUCAAAGAGAAAUGGUUCGACAGGAUCUGCUGUACAGGGCAGCACAGACAGCAAAGGACAUGCUAGCAUCCCUAGGGAUGCUGCAGGAACAACAACAACAAGUACUAAAGAAGAACCAACAUCGUCUGCUACAGGAGAAUUACGAUAAUAAUGGAAGCGCGCUGAUAACUACUGCUACCGAGGUAAGAAGCUUUUUCUUCUUUUCGUCUGACUUGUCGGAGAGCAGCAUUACAUUUCGCCGAUCGCGACCCGAUUCAGACGUGCGUCCGAGAAUCAAAAGACGUGCAAAGCGGAGUACUGCUGGACAGCGCUGUCAUUCAUGUAAUACUACCGAAACGCCCGAAUGGCGAAGGGGUCCUGAUGGAGCUCGGACGUUAUGUAAUGCCUGCGGUCUACAUUACUCUAAAUUAUUACGCAAAGGAUCGCUCACGGUUCAAUCGCGAGGAUUCUUGAUCGAGAACGACGGCGAUCGAAGCAUAAACACCAAUGUAAUAAUGGGCAGCAGCAAUAGAAACAACAAUCACCAACAACAACAACAACAACAACGACAGGCACGUAUCAUACAGUAUCCGAUCAUUCAAGUACAAGCUAAACCAGAUAACGACCCCAUGUCUUCUUCCAAUCGGGUCAAAUUUGUCAACAGCGAGAUCAGCUAUCCACGCGAUGACACUUGGCGAAUAAAUGCAGCCAAGACGGCUGAAGCGGCGCCCUAUGUAACGGGUCGAAUAGUUGAAAUGGAGGACGAAUAACAAAUUCGUUUUUUAACAGCCCCUCAUUUGUUUUUUUUUAAUCGAGUGAUGACGAAAGGUCGGAUAUGCUGCGUUAAAGGAUCCAGGGUGUGUGUGUGGUGGGGUAAGAAACGGGGGAUUAUGGCUAUUGGAGAUUACGAUUCAGGGGUAAAAGAGAAAAGAAGGGGAGGCAGAAAGCAUGACCUGAUAAGAAAGGCGGGGAGUUACU
Molecule: messenger RNA, 1784 nt
Organism: Zychaea mexicana
Lineage: Eukaryota; Fungi; Mucoromycota; Mucoromycetes; Mucorales; Lichtheimiaceae
Exons: 6
Coding region: 101-1576 (491 amino acids)
Biological process (GO): regulation of DNA-templated transcription
Molecular function (GO): sequence-specific DNA binding; zinc ion binding
Source: RefSeq, a predicted model, not a curated record